AUGGCACUAUAUCGUUUUCAUGUGCAGAAGAUCAGCGGCCACUCUGAAGGUUGUGAAUUCCAUCACAUACCACGGGCGAAGAACGAGGUUGCCGACACUUUGUCCAAGCUAGGUUCAAUGCGGCAGGCCAUCCCUGCCAGCAUCGCGUUGGAACAUCUGCGUAAGCCGUCACCAGAAUCGGAGUCGAUAUUCGUUCCGGCAAACUCGGAAGCUAACGUCACUCCAAUGGAUAUAGACAGUGGCAGUGGUUCCGGCAACCCGGGGACUGAGCGCCCUAACUCGGUUGAAGCAAUGUCGAUUGAACCAAUGGAGGUAGACGAGCCAGUUUUCAUGACUCACCUUGUGCCGACUUGGGCACAACCAAUAAUGUCGUACCUCAAAGAUGGAAGUCUGCCGGAAGAGGAAGUGUCGGCAAGGCAAAUUCAGAGAAGAGUAAAGGCAUACACCAUUAUUAACGGCGAGCUAUACAAGAGAAGUGUCACUAACGUUUUACAGCGUUGCGUCGAGCGAGAGGAGGGACAAGAAAUCCUCCGGGAUAUUCACCAAGAGGAGUGUGGCCAUCAUGCAUCCUCAAGAACGUUAGUGGCCAAGGCAUUUUGGCACGGGUUCUACUGA
This is a messenger RNA of Brachypodium distachyon (stiff brome), 615 nucleotides long. RefSeq lists its product as uncharacterized. The record is from RefSeq and is a predicted model, not a curated record. The transcript has a single exon. The coding region runs from base 1 to 615 and encodes 204 amino acids. NCBI's taxonomy places the organism in Eukaryota, Viridiplantae, Streptophyta, Magnoliopsida, Poales, Poaceae.